This is a messenger RNA of Marchantia polymorpha subsp. ruderalis, 3404 nucleotides long. NCBI's taxonomy places the organism in Eukaryota, Viridiplantae, Streptophyta, Marchantiopsida, Marchantiales, Marchantiaceae. The record is from the annotation of a GenBank genome assembly.
GUCCACGUCCCAGCACCAGGGCCAAUAGCUCGCUGCGGAUCGAUGCCAUGCCCGUCGUUCGUUCCGACUUCCAACAUGUGGCCCUGCUCGUUUGUGUGGCUGACAUUCCACAGAAUCCGAGUCCAUCUCGGUCGGGGUCGGGGUCGGGCCUCAGGAGCUCAGGAGCUCUCGUGAAUUCCAGGUUCCAAAUUCUCGGCUGCCUCCAGACAAGCGAUCUGUACGGUACUGCGGUCGCGUAAAGUUCGCAUGCUCGCCAUUGCGUUGCGUUCUGGUUGGGUCGCGGUCCUCGAACCUCUGGCGCUUUUUAAUGCUGCCUCUGCUGUGACUGCACCUGCUGCUGCUGCUCUCGGUCCUCCGCCUCGGACGGCCAGGCUUUUUCUGGAUUCCGGUCGUUCCAGCCCGUAAGCUUUUCCAAGUGCCAUCCUUUUCUGGAUUCCACGCACAUAGAGGGCUCUGGAACGCCGACCUCGCGGAUCAAUUGCUCAUUUCUGCUCUGACGGCCGUUCAGUGGACCAGGACGUGCUCGUGCAGGAGGACGCUGUGAGAGUGCUCUCAUUGUGCAUGAACGAUGGUUGGGUCGAUGAUGAGAGCAGUGAGUGAGUGAGUAGAUUUGUGAGUUGUGCGCGAGAGGCGACUGCAGAGGACGAGAGCGAGAAUUUGUGGAAGCGGAUGGAAGAGUAGUUGCGGAAUUGUCGACAAGAUGAUUGGAAGGAUGGAACAGCGUUUGCCCAGUCUGCAACUGUGUGUGCUGCCGCUGUCGAAUAGCGUCUGUCGUUCUGGUGAAUUCUUUGGCUUGAGGCGGUAGCAGACGCAGUCGGAUCUCGAAGAUUUUGGGUUUCUUGAUUGAGGUGGCCUCAUUCGUCAAAUGCUACCGUAGGAAGUUAUCAGCUUUGUUCAGCUCUUGAGCUGAGCUUAUCCCGUGGGAGAUUCUUGCGUCUCAGUCUUUGAUUCAAAAUAAUGGCACAAUUUGCGCUUCGGUCGUCCUCAGCGAUGUCCUUUUUAUGGCCCGGUACUGGAGCCUCGAGCAGGAGUCCGUGUCUCUCACCUCGUAGCUACUCUCAGGGGUCCCAAAUGAGGAGUGGAAGCUGCGGUCAAUUGGGGAGCAAUGUGCUAAUUUUGAAAAGAUGUAAUGGUGGUUUACAUCUAAUUCAGGGUCUGGGGGAUUCUUCUUUCUCCAGAGGACCAUCAAAGGCGAGAGUAAGGAGACGGAAAAGUGUAACCACUUGCUCUAUCGCCCUCACUGAUGGCUUAGGAGGUCAGGAAAGCAUUGGAGACGGUGACAACUUCAAUGGGGCUGCUGUGGAAAAGGAGGAGGAAAAAUUCACUUUGAGCAGAUUUGGAGCGGGAAUUUUAGAAGAUGCGAAGCGGCGAUACAAGCACUAUUUGAGUGACUUUACAGAUGGAGUUCACCCAAAAGCAGCUGCAGCGACAUUCUUUCUCUACUUUGCUUGUUUAACUCCAUGCUUGGCGUUCGGAGGACUCAUGGCCACGGUGACGGGUAAUUCGAUCGGGGUUGUGGAAAGUCUGAUUGGCACUGCUGUGUCUGGAGUUUUGUACGCUAUGUUGGCUGCCCAGCCUCUGACCCUGCUAGGGCCCACGGGACUCAUGGUUAUUUUUACUGGACUUCUGUAUAAGGCCACGGUUGAGCUGGGACUGCCAUUUCUGCCUGUAUACGGAUGGGUUGGUCUGUGGAGUUUUGCCUUUUUGUUUGUGUUAGCCGCGGUUGAAGCUAGUAAUUUGAUAAAACAUUUUACUCGUUUCACGGACGACAUCUUCUCGUCGCUCAUUUCCUUCGGCUUCAUCUCUGAAGCAUGUAAGAGCAUUGGUGCCUUGUUCAAGGCUUCGAGCCCGUUUUCAACUGCAACGGCGUUACUGUCUUUUGUUCUAGCUGGGGGCACGUGGAUACUGUCCACAUUUCUAACUCAAAUGAGAUCUUCGCGAUUACUGGUGCCAAGUGUAAGGAAUGCUCUCUCAGACUUUGGGCCACCGUUGGCGAUUCUUCUGAUGUCACUGGUGCCACCUAUAUUGUUCCCUGGUGUCGUCAUCCCCGAAUUGCCGAUACCGUCUGGUAUUGCAACAACAUCUGGUAGACCAUGGAUCGUUCCUUUCUUCAGCGUUCCAGCAUGGGUUAUCGCGGCUUCAUCUAUCCCUGCAGCUCUUCUUACUCUUCUUAUUUUUCUUGAUCAGAAUAUUACAUCUCGGCUCAUCAACGAUCCAAAAAACAAGCUGAAGAAAGGCGAAGGCUAUCAUCUUGAUCUUUUUGUUUUGGGAGCAUUGAUGGCGGUCGGAUCGUUGUUUGGACUACCUUGGAUGGUCGCUUCAACAGUCCCCUCUUUGAGUCAUGUUCGGAGUCUAUCCACCAUAUCCAAGUCAAUCAGUAUCAGCGGAGAAAACUCUGAUAUACCAGACGAGACGGUUGUCGGCGUUAUUGAAAAUCGACUAACUGGAGUCACUAUCCACGUAUUAAUAGGAGCAUCAUUAUUGCUUCUGCCAAUUUUGCGGUUCGUCCCAGUUCCGGUAACAAGCGGUCUAUUUCUGUACAUGGGAUUUACGAGUCUAUCUGGAAAUCAGUUUGUAGAAAGGUUAAAACUAUGGGUAUAUGAUCCCGAGCUCUACCCCGAGUACGAUUUUACCAAAUCGGUUCCCAGAGCCGUGCUGCAUGGCUUCACAGCUUUGCAGUUAGUGUGCUUAACAACUCUGUGGACUCUGAAGAAAACUUCUUGGGGAAUCACUUUCCCACUUUUGAUACUCGCUUUGAUGCCCAUCAGAAACUAUGUCGCUGGCUCUCUGUUUUCUAGAGAACACUUAAACAUCAUGGACUCACAUUGAGGCACUCAGCAGUCCGUUAUCCCUCCCUACAGCACACAGGAGUGAUGGAGAAACCAGGAGAAAGCAGAGACGAAAGCCAUCGAACACUAGCUCUCUUAUGCUGAGUAAGUUGUAAAAUUUGUAAUAUUUUGAGAGUGGUGAAUAUGCUUGUCUUUCAGACCGGGUAGUGAGCCCAGGAUUGUAGGGACAGGACUGAUAAGAUGCAAAGUUUUUCUAAAAUAUGGGUUUGUCUGGAUGUAUCGUGAAGAUCUGUUUUUUUCACCUCGCUGGUGACUUUACUUGUUUUCCAGCAAAGCUAGAUAUCCUUUGAGUACCUCAUAGUAGGUCUACCCUGUGAAGGCUAAACGUUCUUAAAUACCGCUGACUGGCGAGUGAUGACCACUGUACCUGUGAUACGUCUCGGUUUUCUCUUAUAAGUGCUGUAUGGAUUCUGCUGCGCCGCUGAAGUUCAACACUGCCACAUGAUAGAAUCUGCUCUCGUCUGAAAUGUCUAAAGCCGUCCUUAUCCGCGAGUGCGACUUAACUAUGCAGUAAUUGUUGUUACUGCAAAAUAAUCUGAACGUUAAUUGUACAAA